CGUGAAAGUAUGUUGUCACUCCCUAGCCCCUCCGACGCAGAAGUCUUGUACAUGGAGGUGGUGGUACUGACGAUUUCAGAGACUCGGUCUCAGGGGUUGGCACCAGCUUCAACCAGACGAUCAAGUCCACCGCUCGACAAGAAUGCAAUCCCAGAUAACCAAAUUAUGAUAUUGCCUCUGCAGACUGACACGAACCUGACAGCGGCAAACCUCCUGGCCGGUGAUGCGCCAACAACACAGCUUCAUGCAGAAGACGUUUGGACCUCAUUAGCGCAUGGGCAGGUAUUCGACUUUACGGACGUUGAGUUCACUGAUGGCUUCUUUAUUGAUGACAGCAACAUCGAGUUCACUGUUCCCACCAACCUGGGUUCCUUCGCCAAUACUCCAUCCAUCCAGCUGUUGCAAAAUGAUGAUCAUAAUGUCCUCCCCUCAACACCGACGAUAAAUAUCGAUCCACAGAAGCAACAACCGCCAGGCUUUCCCGACCUGAUUUUCUCGCCACUCAACUCGUUGCAAAACUUCGAGGAGAUCUCGAACCAAGGAGGUGACGUAACGCAGACACAUGAAGUCACACAGAGCUCAAAUGCUUCUGCUCCAGCCCAGCCCAACAGGCGACCUAAUGGACCCCGAGAUCAAUAUGUCCUCCCCGAGCAGGCUUGCUCGGUGUCUGACAGUAGGGAGACGGUCAAACAUCUUUUCGACAGUCAUCUCUCUGAUGUCCUGUCCAUCGGGGACGAUCGGUCAACGAACCCGUGGCAAGUCCAUGUGUGGCCAAUGGCUGAUGGUUGUCCGGCACUUUACCAUGCCCUGGCUGCGAUGUCAUAUUCAUACACGAGCAAGUCACAGCCGCAACCCCGCGCGGCUGGCGUGGAGCACUUUGGUAACAGCGUGCAGGCCUUUGCGCAGGUCAAAGACAAUAGCAGCAUAUCUCUUGAAGCCUCCCUGGCCACCAGACUGGCUCUUAGCUUCGCCGAAUCCUGGGACGACCAACAAGUUUCGCCUGGGAUGCAGCAUAUCAGGCUGGCAGGAGAGCUUGUUCGAGACGCUUUCAACAAACACAAGACUACGAGGCUGACAGGAGCGGAGCUGGACCGGCUGAGCUUCCUCGCACGCACUUGGAUGUACAAAAAUGUUGUGACUCGCCUGACAACCUCAUACGAAGGUGACUUUGAUGAUAUGGAGUCCAUGACAGCCUAUAUUCAACUUCAUCCUCUGCCACUGAAACAGCUCGACCCACUAAUGGGUUAUGCUAUCGCGCUAUUCCCAUUGCUUGGGCAUCUGGCGGACAUCAUCAAGUCCGUCCGACGAAGGACCGAAAAGCACAACUCGCCGUUCAUGAUCCCUAAAGGUGCAGAGCUACGGCUGGCAAUCGAGGGCUGGACGCCCUCCUUCGAUCCAGAACGUUCAGGAGGUAUUACGCCCCACACCUCGGAUAUUAUACAGACGGCCGAGGCAUAUCGCUGGGCAGCGCUGUUGCUACUGAGGCAGGCCAUACCGGAACUUCCAUGGAUCCAGUCAUUCUGGGAACUGGCGGAGAAGGUCUCCAUCUACCUUGCAACCACCCCUGUUACGUCUCGAACAAUGAUUGUCCAGACAUUCCCCCUCAUGGCCAUAGCUGGCGAGGCCUUCGAGAGAGAAGACCGCGACUGGGUGCGUGAGAGAUGGGACGCCAUGUCCAAGCGAAUGCCCCUGUCAAGGUUGGACAGAUACAAGAGAGUGACCGAGGAAGUAUGGAGGAGGAGGGACGCAUUCGAAGCAAAAUGUGGCGCAUGCCCCAGCUGCGGUGCUUUCCGGCUCAGUUCACCAGGAACCAGUCCUAACGUGGAUAGCAUGACCGCCACUGUUGUGCCGGUCCCAUCUUCGAGUCACAUCGAAGGGGGAAACCGUCGCUGCCGAUGUAGUGCGACGACAACGGUCACUGCGCCACCAUCCGGCUUUCCAGACUCUUUGGCUUUCGAGAAGGGAAUCGAUAACAUUACAAGGGCGAGCAAUCUACAUUACACGGUCCGAGGGAAUCUGCACUGGCUGGGAGUCAUGAAGGACUGGGAUUGGGAAGUUACGCUUGGCUAA
Messenger RNA from Exophiala viscosa, 2070 nucleotides. Its product is annotated as fungal-specific transcription factor domain-containing protein. Lineage: Eukaryota; Fungi; Ascomycota; Eurotiomycetes; Chaetothyriales; Herpotrichiellaceae. Gene Ontology annotation, cellular component: nucleus. Gene Ontology annotation, molecular function: transcription cis-regulatory region binding; DNA-binding transcription factor activity. Gene Ontology annotation, biological process: positive regulation of transcription by RNA polymerase II. The record is from RefSeq and is a predicted model, not a curated record. Bases 10 to 2070 code for a protein of 686 amino acids. The transcript is spliced from 2 exons.